Salvia miltiorrhiza (redroot sage) is the source of this 881-nucleotide messenger RNA. Its product is annotated as 21 kDa protein-like. The transcript has a single exon. The record is from RefSeq and is a predicted model, not a curated record. Gene Ontology annotation, molecular function: enzyme inhibitor activity. Gene Ontology annotation, biological process: negative regulation of catalytic activity. The coding region runs from base 104 to 691 and encodes 195 amino acids. NCBI's taxonomy places the organism in Eukaryota, Viridiplantae, Streptophyta, Magnoliopsida, Lamiales, Lamiaceae.
GAAUAAAGAUAAGGACGAGAAUUUUUUCUAUAAAUAUAGUGUAGAGUGUGUCCACAAACAAAAUCAAAAGUGUGUCCACAAACAAAAUCAAAAGGAGAAAAAAAUGGCUGCUCUAAUUGCAUUCUCACUCAUAACCCUGAGUGUGAUAUCAAGCGGGUGCGGCGCCACAAGCCCAAGCCCGGCGGCCAGCUUCAUCAUAAGCUCAUGCAGAGCCACCACAUACCCCGCCGUGUGCGAGAAAUCCCUCUCAACAUACGCGGCGACAAUCAACAAGAGCCCGAAGCAGUUGGUGAUGACGGCGCUGACAGUGAGCGUGGACACGGCGGAAUCAACCAAGUCAUUCGUGAAGAAGCUCACUAAAUUCCGCGGGCUGAAGCCGAGGGUGCGGUCCGCCAUCAAGGACUGCUUGGAGGAGAUGAACGACAGCGUAGACAGGCUCACCAAAUCGGUGAAGGAGCUCAAGAACAUGGACCGAGCCAAGGCCAAGGGCCCCGACUUCAUCUGGCACAUGAGCAAUCUGCAGACCUGGGUCAGCGCCGCGCUCACCGAUGACUCCACUUGCUCAGACGGCUUCGCGGGUCCGGCCUUCGAUGGCCGGAUCAAGAAUUCCAUUAGGACCCGGAUCACCAAUGUGGCGCAGGUCACUAGUAAUGCACUUGCGCUUUGCAACAAGUUUGCCGAUAAAUAUUAAGUAGCUUCUUAUUUGCUUCUUUUUUUUUUUUUUAAUUCUUACCAAUAUAAUGUGUGUUUUUUUUGUUUAGAUUGAGUGGUUUGUUUGCUUUUUGGUUGGGAGUAUAAUAUAUAAUGACGCUGAUGUCGCCCAAGUUUUGUAAUAUACGGAGUAAUUAAAAUGUAGUGGAAUGUGAAAUGGAAUGGUUUUU